Messenger RNA from Sphaeramia orbicularis (orbiculate cardinalfish), 2792 nucleotides. Its product is annotated as calcium-binding protein 1-like. NCBI's taxonomy places the organism in Eukaryota, Metazoa, Chordata, Actinopteri, Kurtiformes, Apogonidae. The record is from RefSeq and is a predicted model, not a curated record. Bases 192 to 1481 code for a protein of 429 amino acids. Gene Ontology annotation, molecular function: calcium ion binding; calcium channel regulator activity. The transcript has 8 exons. Gene Ontology annotation, cellular component: cytoplasm.
GAGCCGUGAGCCGCUGAUCAGCCCCGUCACCAUCACCGCGGACUGGAUGGAGCGGCCAAGUGUGAGGAUGCGGAUCACAAAGUGAGCUCCCACCGGCGCACCUGCACGUGGCGUGGAGGACUGCCUCCUUUUCCUCCACUCGACCCCCCCAGCAGCGGCACAUCCACUGUCAGAGCACAGGGAACGGAACCAUGAGCUCCUCUUUCCCCAAAAGCGAAUCCACCGUUUCCCUCCUGAGGUCUUCGGGUCUCAACCGCAGGUCCGCGCACUCGGAUCACGGUCCCCACGGCCACCCGAGCCACCGCACCCCCCAUCAUCCCCAUCAUCAUCCUCAUCAUCCAGAAGAAGCCGGAGGCAGAGAUGGGGUCUCCCACACCGGUUCACGCAGACCUCUGUUUCAGCCAAGACACGCCGAGUCCAGAAGCGACCACCGCGCACAGAGGAGCGCGUCUCAGCGGCAAGCGAGCCUCCAGGAGGAUGUUUACGGCCACGAGGAGGGGAGACACCGCACGAGCCGGCAUCAGAAGGAGCGCACUAAGUCCUCCAAACACCCCCAUCACCAGCACGACUCUGGGCGCACUGAGCCUCCCCCGGCGCACCACCGAAGCGGCUCCCGGGUGGAGACGCGGACCUCACCGACUCCUUCUCAGCCCAAAUAUCCGGACGACGCCGCGUUCUUCUUCGAGCCUAAGGACAGAGUCAUGUCCGGGUCCUCCACCAGCCUCAGCUCCGAACCUUCUGCCACCAGCGCACCUGUCCAGGGCGCAUCCAGACGCACAGCCAAAAGGAUGAACGCAACCACCUCCGAACAUGACGCGUCUCUUCACCCCAUAGUCAAGUCAGUGUUUGGGCAGGACCAAAAGAAGAACUACAAAGCAGUGCAGUCCUGUGAGGAGGGGGGCUCUGGGGGGGCCUAUCUUGAGCCACUAGUGGCCCUGGCCCAGAAUGGAGCCAACAUGCACAACGUACUGGGGCCUGCAUGCAUCUUCCUACGCAAGGGCUUCGCAGAGAGCCGGCAGGCUGACCGAGAGUUGAGACCAGAAGAAAUGGAUGAGUUGCGUGAAGCAUUUAAGGAGUUUGACAAAGACAAAGAUGGAUUUAUUGGAUGCAAAGACCUAGGAAACUGCAUGAGAACGAUGGGCUACAUGCCAACAGAGAUGGAGCUCAUUGAAUUGAGUCAGCAGAUCAACAUGAACUUGGGAGGACACGUGGAUUUUGAGGACUUUGUUGAACUGAUGGGCCCCAAACUUCUGGCUGAAACUGCAGAUAUGAUUGGAGUCAAGGAGCUGAGAGAUGCAUUUAAAGAGUUCGACACUAACGGUGAUGGCCAGAUCAGCACAGCAGAACUUCGAGAAGCAAUGAAAAAACUUCUAGGACAACAGGUUGGUCACAGGGAUCUGGAGGACAUCCUACGAGACAUUGACCUCAAUGGAGAUGGACAUGUAGACUUUGAAGAAUUUGUACGGAUGAUGUCACGAUGAAUCCCUGUUCUAAUCUUAAAAGGACGGUUCAUUUGAGGGGGAUGAAAGAGGAAAGCGUCUGUAACUGACUGAUCAGGGGCAUCUGAACUAUCAGUAAAUCAGAAUAAACAUAUCAUAUACCAGCCCUGACACUGCCUUUCUGAAGCACAAAGGCUGAAGGCUGCUUCCACGACUAACACUGUCAUAUGCUGCUGGAGCUGCUGUUUUUUAACACAAUUAAAUAACUGCUGAUUUUUGAACUGGAUCUAUAUUUUCAAAGUAUAUCCAAUAAUGACAACAUUUUGAAUGGUUUUUGACCCAUGGGUUUUGGUAAAGGGUAUCGUGUGUUACAGUGUAUUUUGCUCAAAUAGUAUUUUGUGUCAUUACUGCAGCACUGUACAACAAGACAAUUUACAACAGUAUGAUGCAAAACUCCCACAAAUAUACAUAACUUUAUUAAAAUGAGGACAUUUUCAAUAAGUACAGUAUGGCAAUAUGGACAUAUCUAAUAUGUGUGUUUGUGAUCUGUGCAUACUGUUGUUUCUCUACACCUUGUGUUGUAGAUUUAACUUGUCCUCUUAAUCUAUUGGUUGAAGAAGCCAAUAUUUGCUUUGUAAUUAUAUGUAAUGUAGCAUUGAUGCAUUCUUCUGACAUGUCUAUCUUACUGUGCUUUAUAUGUAUUUUUCAAUGUAGUUCUCAUAGAUAAUUUUAUUUUAAAAAAUAUUGAAGAAAAAAAAUGUCAUUUAGGUGUGACAGGCCUUGUGUGGAUGGCCUUUUAGCAUGUUUAAUAUUGAUAAUAUUCAGAAUACAUUAACUUAACAAGUUUGGCAGAUCAUGUACAACCAACACAAUGGAAGGUGAUAAACAGAGUUUGCAAUUCUGACGAUAGUUUAGCCUUUCUAACUGUGCUCGGUAACUAGAUUUCUUUAAGUCUACUGAGAUGUUGUUUGCAAGUUAUUCACCCAUUAACAUCUCAUCAAAAAUCUUUGUAAAGAAGUAACAUCUUUAUGAAAAAGCCAAAGAAAGUUUUUUAAAACAUCAUUUAAGUCUUAUUCAGUGUUACUCAGUGUAUAAUGGUGUUUUUUCUUCUUUUUUUAAAGCAAUAAGAACAACUGGAUUACCUUUUUUCAGCGAAAUAAGUGAUUGACUGUUUAUGACUGGACAUGUAUGUGUAUGCUAUAAAGAUAAGAUAUUCUUAUAGCCCAAAGGGAAUUCUUACUUUGUCAUUUUAUUUCACUUGUCAUAUGUGUAUGAAAUUAUACAUGCAAGAAAGAACUGCAGUUUGUAGCAAACAGAAGAAAAAUAAAGAUUUUCAAUGGACCUGGAAUGCAA